This is a messenger RNA of Schistosoma intercalatum, 864 nucleotides long. The record is from the annotation of a GenBank genome assembly. Lineage: Eukaryota; Metazoa; Platyhelminthes; Trematoda; Strigeidida; Schistosomatidae.
GACAAACUGUAUAUUGGAUGUAGAAACUAGAUAGCCUUGGGUAGCAGUAAAACAAGUCGACUUUAUAAGCCAUGUCAUUGGCUUGCUAUCAUAUCUGUCGGUCAUGCCACCGAAACUGGGUUAUUGGAAAAUCAGAGGCCUCGCACAACCAAUUAGACUUCUUUUGGAAUAUCUUGAAGAAACAUAUGAGGAACAUGCAUAUGAUCGCAAUGAAGUUGAUGCCUGGCGCAACGAUAAAUUUAAAUUAGGCCUGGAGUUCCCCAAUGUAGAAUACCAAUUUUACGGUAAUAAUUUAAUUAUCUAGCUUCCUUAUUAUAUUGAUGGUGAUUUCAAAUUAACACAAUCUAUGGCUAUCAUACGUUAUAUAGCUGACAAACACAACAUGUGUAAGCUAAAAUAGUAAUCUAUGUUCCUAGUGGGGGCUUGUCCAGAAGAACGUGCAGAAAUUUCGAUGCUUGAAGGAGCGAUUUUAGAUAUUAAGACGAGUAUUUGGACAAUUGCAUGCAAUAAGGAAUAUCAAACACUCAAAGUUGAUUUUCUCAACGAACUUCGUGAGAAGCUGAAAAUGUUCGAAGAUCAUCUGUCUAACAAAACGUAUUUGAACGGUAACUGCGUAACUCAUCCUGACUUUAUGUUAUACGACACUCUUGAUGUGGUUUUAUACAUGGACUCACAGUGCUUAAACGAGUUACCAAAAUUAGUUUGUUUCAAACAAUGUAUUGAAGAUUUACCACAAAUUAAGAACUACUUAAAUUCUAGCAGGUACAUAAAAUGGCCGCUGCUAGGUUGGAGUGCUACGUUUGGAGAUGGAGAUGCUCCUUCAAAUAAGAUUAACAGUAAAUCUUCUGGUAAAUAAAAUUUAAA